Molecule: messenger RNA, 2313 nt
Organism: Recurvomyces mirabilis
Lineage: Eukaryota; Fungi; Ascomycota; Dothideomycetes; Mycosphaerellales; Teratosphaeriaceae
Gene: MET6
Product: methionine-synthesizing 5- methyltetrahydropteroyltriglutamate--homocysteine methyltransferase
Exons: 2
Coding region: 1-2313 (770 amino acids)
Molecular function (GO): 5-methyltetrahydropteroyltriglutamate-homocysteine S-methyltransferase activity; zinc ion binding
Source: RefSeq, a predicted model, not a curated record
AUGGUUCAAUCAAGCAUUCUCGGCUUCCCUCGCAUGGGUAAGCUGCGUGACUUGAAGAAGGCUACCGAAGCAUACUGGGGCGACAAACUCUCCAAAGACGAGCUGUUGGCCGAGGGCAAGAGACUGAGACUCGAGCAUUGGAAGAUUCAAAAAGAUGCCGGCGUGGACAUCAUCCCCAGCAACGACUUUGCUUACUACGACCAUGUCCUCGACCACAUCCAGAUGUUCAAUGCCAUCCCAGAGCGAUACAGCAAGCAUGGCUUGUCCACACUUGACGAGUACUUCGCCAUGGGCCGUGGUCACCAGAAGGAUGGCAUUGAUGUGCCUUCUUUGGAGAUGGUGAAGUGGUUCGACAGCAACUACCACUACGUCAAGCCUACGUUCCAGAACGACCAGACAUUCAAGCUCCACGAUGACCCCAAGCCCAUCAGGCACUUCCUCGAGGCUAAAGAGGCUGGUAUUACCACCCGCCCAGUCCUUCUCGGCCCAGUGUCCUUCCUCCACCUUGGCAAGGCCGACCGCAACCAGAAUGUUGACCCAAUCACACUCCUUGAGAAGCUUCUUCCAGUCUACGAGCAGUUGCUCAAGGAGCUGAAGAAGGCUGGCGCCGAGACCGUCCAGAUCGAUGAGCCUGUGCUCGUUUUUGAUCUGCCUUCCAAGAUCCGCGAUGCCUUCAAGCCAGCUUACCAGAAGCUCACCGCUCUUCAGGGCGGUGAAGGCCCUCAGCUCGUGCUCGCCACCUACUUCGGCGAUGUCGUGCACAACUUCGACGUCAUUGACGCCGCUCUUACCAACACAUACGCUUUCCACGUCGACCUAGUCCGCAACCCAGAGCAACUCGAGAAGGUCGCCCAGCACCUCGGCUCCAAGCAAAUCCUCUCUGCUGGUGUGGUCGAUGGCCGCAACAUCUGGAAGAACAAUUUCAAGCGCAGCAUCGAGCUUAUUGAGUCUGCUGUGCAGAAACUCGGCAAGGAGCGUGUCAUCGUCGCCUCCUCGUCAUCUCUCCUUCACACUCCCCACACGCUCGAGAGCGAGAAGAACCUCGACCCAGAAGUUAGCGACUGGUUCGCUUUCGCCACCCAGAAGGCUACCGAGGUCGCUAUCAUCGCCAAGGCCGUCACUGAAGGUGCUUCAUCCGUCAAGAGCCAGCUUGAGGCCAACGCAAAGAGCUUGGAGGCACGCGCCACCAGCAAGAGGACCAAUAACCCAGAGGUCAAGAAGAGGCAAGAGGCUGUCACAAAGGAGCAACACGAGCGUAAGAGUGCCUUCCCCACUCGUUACGACCAGCAGAAGCAGCACCUCAAGCUACCGCUUUUCCCAACCACCACCAUUGGCUCCUUCCCUCAGACCAAGGACAUCCGUAUCCAGCGUAACAAGUUCACGAAGGGCGAGAUUACUGCUGAGGAAUACGAGAAGUUCAUCGAGAAGGAGAUCCGCGAUGUCAUCGCCAUCCAGGAUGAGCUUGAGCUCGAUGUGUACGUCCACGGCGAGCCAGAGCGUAACGACAUGGUCCAGUACUUUGGUGAGCGCAUGGACGGCUAUGUCUUCACGACCCACGCCUGGGUUCAGUCCUACGGCUCUCGUUGCGUGCGCCCACCGAUUAUCGUGGGUGACAUCUCCCGACCUGCUCCCAUGACCGUCAAGGAGAGCAAGUACGCCGCCAGCGUCAGCAAGAAGCCGAUGAAGGGCAUGCUCACAGGUCCCAUCACCUGCCUGCGAUGGUCUUUCCCGCGUGACGACAUCCACCAGUCCGUGCAGGCUCAGCAGCUUGCUCUCGCUCUCCGCGAUGAGGUUGUGGACCUUGAGGCCGCUGGUAUCUACGUCAUCCAGGUCGAUGAGCCGGCUCUUCGUGAGGGUCUUCCUCUCCGCUCUGGAUCUGAGCGUGAGAAGUACCUUAGCUGGGCCGUCGACAGUUUCAAACUUUCGACUGCUGGUGUCAAGGACAGCACGCAGAUCCACUCGCAUUUCUGCUACUCUGAAUUCCAGGACUUCUUCCACGCUAUCGCUGCGCUGGAUGCUGACGUUCUGUCUAUCGAGAAUAGCAAGUCUGAUGCUAAGCUCUUGAAGGUGUUCAUCGAUGAGGCUUACCCAAGACAUAUCGGGCCAGGUGUCUACGACAUCCACAGCCCUCGUGUUCCCUCGGAGCAGGAGAUCAAGGAUCGCAUCACCGAGAUGCUGGAGUACUUGAAGCCAGAUCAACUCUGGAUCAACCCUGACUGCGGUCUUAAGACCCGCCAGUGGAAGGAGACGAAGGCGGCGUUGAGCAACAUGGUUGCUGCUGCCCAGUCUUUCCGCUCGCAGCACAGCAAGUAG